This is a messenger RNA of Penicillium hordei, 477 nucleotides long. Its product is annotated as isoflavone reductase family protein. The transcript is spliced from 2 exons. The record is from RefSeq and is a predicted model, not a curated record. The coding region runs from base 1 to 477 and encodes 158 amino acids. Lineage: Eukaryota; Fungi; Ascomycota; Eurotiomycetes; Eurotiales; Aspergillaceae.
AUGGUUGUACGGCCUGCCAAUGACGCAAAGAAGACAAUAGACACAACCUCUUCUUCUAGAGUCCCCAAUAGCAUAAACGGCAUCCAUAACACGGCCACUCGUCGCGGCCAAGACUUCGUCCAUCUGGAAUGGAAGGAGAAGAAGAAACACCUUGUGAACGCCCAGCGAGUCGUCGCGCACAUGAAUAUCAAGAUCUGUCGUGUAUUCUGCGGCUUGUUUCUAGAAGACGGUAUCGGGCCGUGGUUCGGUCUCGAUAGUCAGAACGGGAAGUAUACUAGUGCUGGGUCAUCCCGCACGCCGGUAUCGUUUACCUCGCUUGGGGACAUCGGUAGGACGGUUGCUUCGCUGGCGACUAUGCUGACAGAGGAGAUUCCGGUUGUUGUUCAUGUCGGUGGUGAUUCGCGAUCAAUUGCGGAAAUUGCGGGGAUACUGGAGUCUGCUGGUGCGGGACGGAUUGAUAUUGACUGUCUCCCCUAA